AUGGAAACAUAUGAUGCUGAUUCUAACCAAACUUUUCAAUUGCGUGCAGCCUUAUUGUGGACAAUUAGUGAUUUUCCAGCCUAUGCAAUGCUUUCUGGUUGGAGCACAAAAGGAAGAAAGGCAUGCCCAACUUGUAAUCAUGGGACCUUCUCUCAAUAUCUCAAGCAUAGUCGUAAGAUGUGUUACAUGGGUCAUUGGGCAUUCUUACCUCCUGAUCAUCCAUUUCGAAGAGAUAAGAAAUCAUUUGAUGGUAAAGAAGAUCACAGAUCUGCACCUACUCCCUUAUCAGGCACAGAAGUAUUAGAAGAGUUGCGUGAAUUCAAUAAUGUUUUUCAGAAAGGGCCAAAAAAGGAAGCGUCUUUGCUCGGGACUUUGUUGGAUGUAACUGGAAAGUCAAAAGACCAUGUAAAUUCUCGAUAUGACUUGCAAGAAAUGGGGAUAAGAAAGGAGCUUCAACCAGUACAAGAUGAUAAUGGAAGAGUUCAUUUGGAUAAAGCCUGUUGUGUUUCAAAUAUAUCAAGAUGUGUGGAAGUGGAUGAGAUGAAAAUAUCAGGUUACAAGAGCCAUGAUGCUCAUUUCAUAAUGCAUUACUUGCUCCAAAUUGCUGUUAGAAAAGUGUUACCCAAAAAAGUUUCUAUGGCUUUGAUUCGGUUGGGGAACUUCUUUAAAGUCAUAAGUAGCAAGGUGAUAAGGCGAGCAGAUCUUGAUACAAUGCAGUCUGAGAUCUAUGAGAUUAUAUGUGACCUUGAAAAGAUUUGCCCAUCCAUUUAUCGAUACCAAUUAGAGGAUGAGCAGGGAACUGAAACAGAGGGAGGUAAUUUGUCACCUAUAUUCCCUAAAUUUGGCCAUCCGAUUGGAAGGGAGAAAAAAAGCAAAGGCAAUAAUUUUCACAUGGAUCUCCAGUUAUGUGUUGAUAUACAUCGAUAUGUAUUGUUUAAUACCGGAGAUGAAAAAAUGGAGACCUUUAUCAUGGAACAUAAGAUUGUAAUUGACAAUCAUAGUAGAUCAAAUCCAUGGAUUAGAGCACAAAAUCAUAGUCAGGAAUUUGGCAACUGGUUUAAGGAGAAAGUGAAAUCUGUUGAAGUGCCUGAACAUUUACAACAACUCGCUAAAGGGCCUAAUACUGCGGCAAAAAGAUAUACAACAUAUUUCAUCAAUGGAUAUCGAUUUCAUACAAUGAAACGAGAUAGUCAAGGUAAGACCCAGAACUAUAGAGUGACUUUAUCAGCAACGACUGAUAGUUUUGCUAGUGCUAGAGACCAAAACCCCAUUGAUGGAGAAGUUGUCUAUUAUGGAGUUAUUCAAGAUAUCAUAGAGAUUGAUUAUUGGGGUUGCUUUAGUGUUGUGUUGUUUAAAUGUGAUUGGUUUCGUAAUGAAGUAGAUGAAUAUGGAUUAACUCGGGUAUACUUCAACAAGUUAUGCAGUACUGAAGAUCCAUUUGUACUGGCAUCUCAAGUGCAUCAAGUUUUCUAUGUAGAGGAUCCAAUUGAGAAAGAUGUUUAUUAUGCAAGGACCAAAGUUCAUGUUGAUUUAUUUGAUUUAGAAGAAGAGAAUUGCCCUAAUAUUGGAGAAACAUUUUUUGGGGAGUCAGACAAUGACAUUGGACCAUCAAAUGGAAUACCUGAUGCUGAUGUUGAUCUCAGAUGGUCAAGAGAAGAUGUACCUGGUGAUGUCAUUGAUAUGCCAACUCAUGAUCAACAUUCAGAAUAUAUGGAAGAAAUGGACACAUCAGAAGAAGAUGAGGACUUUGAUGAUGUCGAUUGGGAUUGGAUGGUGGUUGAUGAUUGA
Solanum verrucosum is the source of this 1788-nucleotide messenger RNA. RefSeq lists its product as uncharacterized. The transcript has 5 exons. The record is from RefSeq and is a predicted model, not a curated record. Bases 1 to 1788 code for a protein of 595 amino acids. Lineage: Eukaryota; Viridiplantae; Streptophyta; Magnoliopsida; Solanales; Solanaceae.